This is a messenger RNA of Cherax quadricarinatus, 3082 nucleotides long. NCBI's taxonomy places the organism in Eukaryota, Metazoa, Arthropoda, Malacostraca, Decapoda, Parastacidae. The record is from RefSeq and is a predicted model, not a curated record.
GAACCAUCUUAUCAGAAGAUAGCAACGUAUAACACAUACCAAAUGCCUUCUCGUGUUCAGUGCUUUUCUCUGGGAAGGUUGACUAUAGUGCUGCUUCUCUUGAGCUGAGAGUAGUUUUUGUUGCUCUGAGGGAAUGGAUUCGUGGACGGUUAAGCUUGAGCACUUCACAAUCUUGGGGCAGAGGGAACAAGUGCGGAAAGCACUAGCGCAGGGAGCCGCCGUCAACGGAAGUUCCAAGGGUCUGAGAACACCCCUGCACAACGCCGCUAAGAAUGGUGACCUUGUCAUCGUGAGGCUCCUGUGUGAUCACCAAGCCAACACCAGGGUCAGGAGCCUCAUUGACAGAGGUAUGCAGCCUCUGCACAUGGCAGUGAGGAACGGCCACGCACAUGUUGUAAAGGAGCUUCUCACCAGAGGAGCUGAUGUUAAUGCAGCUGAGAAUAAAGGACUACAAGCAGUCCACCUGGCUGCAGUACACGGCCACAAGCAGGUGCUUGAAGAGCUGGGAAAGACAGGGUGCGACCUGGACUCUCAGAACAGAGACGGAGCUACAGCACUCCACCUCGCCGCUGAGAACGGUCACCUGGAGGUGGUAAAGUGGCUGGUGGCACAGGGAGCCUCUAUAGAUAUCAUGGAUAACUGCCUUCGUACUGCCGAAGACUGCGCUGUGAAGAAACUUCAUUUAGACAUCGCUGAAUUUCUCCAUCGCUACUCCAACCCACCAGACCAGCUACAUGUGCAUCAAGGAGGAACCAGCCAAGAGGAGCUGGAACCUCCUGCAGCCACACCAGCAGACCACAAUCCAGAAGCCUGCCAACUUGGAAAGAGCGAGCAGCAGCAUCUCCAGCAACAAGAACAACAGCGAACACAUCAACAAUCACAACAGAAUCCUCAACCACAACAGCGAAUACAUCAACAAUCACAGCAGAAUCCUCAACCACAACAGCAAAUACAACGGCAACAGCAGCAGCUGAAUCAACCCCAGAAACAACAACCUCAACAAUCUAAGCUGCAAAAACAGCAGGAUCAGCAACGACCACACCGACACCAACUGCAACAAAGUCAACAACAGCAACAAAUAAAACAGCCCCAGCGACGAGUGCAUCAACAACAACGACCCCAACAACAGCAACAACAAAUUCAGCAACAGCAGCAAUCUCAGGAACACUUUCACCAACAACAGCAAGAAAAACAAUUACAUCAACAACAUACCCAGCAACAACAGCAAGAGCAACGAUAUCAGCCAGAAAAACAACCUCAGCAACAACAGCAAGAAGAAGAAGAGCAACAAUUAAAACAACAGCAGCUAAAAGAACAACAGCGUCUGCAACAGCAGCAACAACAGCAAGAGCAACAACUAAAACAACCCCAGCCUCCACAACAGCAGCAACAACCCCAGCAGCAACAACAGCAGGAGCAACAACUAAAGCAACCCCAGCUAGAACAACGGCCUCCAUAUCAGCCACAACAAUGGCAGCAACAACCCCAGCAACUACAACACGAGCAUCCUCCCCAGCAACUUCAACAGCAACAUUCUGGUCCACAUCAACGCCCUGACACACCACCUCCUCCUCACCAGGAUGCUGGUCACACACAGGCUGAAGUGACAAACCAAAUCAACAUUUCACAUAAUCAGCAGAAUCAGAAAAUCCCGGAGAAACCUUCAUUAUGUCAGACCAAUGCUGAUCAUGGAAAUAAUGAAAAUAACAUCGAGGAGUCUCCACCAGAAAGAGAGCUGUUGAAUCGUAUGUUGUCCGUAUCAAAUGAGGACGAUCUGGAGGGCGUCAGUGAUACUGGUAGCAAUAUCUUCUCUGAUACUACACAAAAGGAACUAGUUGAGGCAGUGUCAGCGGGUAACUAUGCUGCUACUGAAGGACUGCUGAUGGCUGGUGCUGACCCGGAUACCCUAAGUUCCAAGCCGGGGGAGAAAGGUCUGACAUUACUGCACCUGGCUUGCUGGAGUGGACAUGACAAGAUUGUGAGGUUACUGAUGAGGCAUAGAGCAGACCGUAAAGCUACGGCUCAUGGGUUACUAGCAGUGCACUGGGCAGCAGUGGGAGGCCACAUACCUGUACUUACUGUCAUGUGGGAAAAAGGAUUCAGUAUCAAGGUGCGGAGUCAGGACGGCGCCACGCCUCUCGAUCUGGCUGCCGAUCAUGGCAACCUUGAAGCCGUCCGCUGGUUCGUCGAAAAGGGAGCUUACGUUAAUAUCAAGGAUAAACAUGGCCGCACCCCCAAGCUGAUAGCCAAGGAGGCGGGCCACAGGGCCAUCGUCAAGUACCUGCAAGAUAAAGAGGACGAGAUGCAUUUAAGUAACUUCCAGGAACAACGGAAGCUCGGUGAGGGCAGCUUUGGUGAGGUGAUCUUAGUGAGGACCAGUGAAGGCUUCAUGGUGGUGAAGAGGAUCGACCUGUCGCAGCUACGUCGGAAGCACCAGGAGUACGCCCACAGGGAGUUCCAACUACUAAAGUCACUUCGUCACCCUUACAUCGUCGCCUACAGGGGAGGCGGGUUCGAGGGUAAACACCUUCACAUCCACAUGGAGUACUGCAGCGGGGGCGACCUGGCCACACGCAUCAGGGAGCAGAAGGAGACUGAUGUCCCCUUCGAGGAGAGACUUAUCCACUGCUGGGCCCUCAGCCUUUGUUUGGCUCUCAAGUACAUCCACGGCCGCAACAUCCUGCACAGGGACCUGAAGCCUCACAAUAUCUUCCUGACGGAGGGAGGGACAAUCAAGUUGGGGGACUUUGGACUGGCCCGAGUCAUGGGUGAAGCUCAACACGCUCUAACCUCACUGGGCUCUCCAGCAUAUAUGAGUCCUGAGGUGAUCCGGGGAGAGGCUUACAACGCCAAGGCUGACAUGUGGGCAUUAGGUUGCUGCUUCUACGAGUUAGCUACACUGGAGAGAGGCUUCCCAUACACCGAGGUUAGUGUGUCUGGAGGGUUCAGCGUGGAGUACAAGAGUAUGGUGGUGUGCCUGCUACAGCAGGACCCUGACCAGCGUCCCUCCGCUGCCCUGCUGCUCAGACAAUCCUUCAUCAUGGUCGGUAUUGUGUUGCACUUGUAGUGGUACUUAUAGCUU